UUUUUUUUGUGAUUGUCAACUGUGUAGUUAAAAGGUCCAUUCCGAAAAAUAAAUCUAGCUGCAGAGAAGCGUUGCUGUUGCAAUACGUUAAAGUCAAAACAUACUGCCGUAAGACAUGCUGCUGCUGCUAAUAGUGAGUUGUCUCCCUCUGAGCAGCAUUGUCGGACUUGAUAAUAGAUUGGCAAAGACGCCGCCAAUGGGCUGGAUGCCAUUUGAACGGUUCCGCUGCCUUACUGAUUGUGUCAAGUUCCCCAGGGACUGUAUCAGUGAGUUGCUUUUUAUGCGCAUGGCAGACCUUUUGGUAACUGAAGGAUAUGCGGCGAUUGGCUAUGAAUAUUUAAUAAUCGAUGAUUGUUGGAUGGAAAAACAACGCGAUGAAAACACAGGACAGCUAAUUGCCGAUCGAGAGCGCUUUCCCCGCGGUAUGAAGUUUCUUUCCGAUUACAUACAUUCAAAAGGUCUAAAGUUUGGCAUAUAUCACGAUAUCGGUGCGAAAACUUGCAUGCAUGGAGGACCCGGUGCGAAGGGAUAUUAUGCGAUCGAUGCUGAUACCUUUGCCAGUUGGAAAGUGGAUUAUGUGAAAUUAGAUGGAUGUUAUAUAGGAGGCAUUGAUCUGGACAUCGCCUACCCAGCUUUUGGAAAGGCCUUAAAUAGGACGGGUCGGCCGAUGGUUUAUUCUUGUAGUUGGCCGUACUAUCAAAAACACCCUAACUACGAAUUGAUCAAGGACCACUGUAAUCUUUGGCGAUUCUCAGAGGAUGUCAAGGACUCGUACGAUAGUGUGACCAGCAUCAUGUACAAUUAUUACAAGCAUCAAAAUGCAUUGCAGAAAAGUGCCGGACCAGGUCACUGGAAUGAUCCGGAUAUGCUGGUGCUUGGGAAUUAUCAUCUGAGCUAUGAAGCGAGUCGUUUACAAUUGGCCAUUUGGGCAGUGGUUGCUGCUCCUCUUAUAAUGACGAAUGACUUGCAGUCCGUGCGUCUUGAAAUAAAAGAGUUAUUACAAAAUCGAGAUAUAAUAGAGGUUGAUCAGGAUCCACUGGGCAUACCGGGGCAUUGUGCAUUUAGAUCUCGAUCUAGACAGAUCAGUGUAUAUAUAAAUCCUUUAUUCACUUAA
Molecule: messenger RNA, 1114 nt
Organism: Drosophila grimshawi
Lineage: Eukaryota; Metazoa; Arthropoda; Insecta; Diptera; Drosophilidae
Product: alpha-N-acetylgalactosaminidase
Exons: 6
Coding region: 116-1114 (332 amino acids)
Biological process (GO): oligosaccharide metabolic process; glycosylceramide catabolic process; glycoside catabolic process
Cellular component (GO): cytoplasm
Molecular function (GO): alpha-galactosidase activity
Source: RefSeq, a predicted model, not a curated record